UAUCAAGAGUGUCAGAUCCAGUGUUUGUCAGAAGUGUUUAUCUGAAACAUCUGGAGAAAAUGUUCUUUGGGAUUUUCAUCUGUUUGUGCUCGUGGAGUCUGGAGGGUGUGUUUGGUUCUGCAUCCGUCUCUGUGUCUGUGAUGGAAGGAGAUUCUGUCCUUCUGUCUGUGAAUAUUACUGAAGCACAGAGACGUGAUGGAAUCAUGUGGACAUACGGUUUAAUUCCUAUAGCUAAACUCAAGACUGGUAAUAAAUAUAUGACAUUUAAUGGCACUGAUGGGAUGUUCAGAGACAGACUGAAGCUGAAUGAGACGGGAUCUCUCAUCAUCACAGACAUCAGAAUCAAACACUCUGGACUUUAUUAUAUCUCCACAACCAGCGAAGAGAAGCCAUUCAAGAUAAUCAACAUUACAGUCUAUAAUCGUCUGCCUGUUCCUCUCAUCACCAAUUCUUCAUCUUUAGAAGGAUCUUCAUCAUCAAAAUGUGUGUUUUUGUGUUCAGUGAUGAAUGUGUCACAUGUGAGUCUCUCCUGGUACAAAGGAAAGAGUUUAUUGUCCAGCAUCAGUGUGUCUGAACACAGUAACAUCAACAUCUCUCUUCAUCUGGAGUGUCUGGAUGAUUCUUACACAUGUGUAGUGAACAAUCCCAUCACAAACCAGACUCAACAUCUCAACACUGAUGUCUGUCAUCUGUGUCCUGAUAUGACCACUAUUGAACGAAGCCGUCAUCACAUUUCAGAUUAUAUAAUUCCUCUCUCUGGUGCCGCUGGAUCUCUGACGAUUGUAACUGUACUUCUGAUCUUCUUCGUCUGCAGGAAAAGCAGAAAAACAAAUCAAGAUGGAGUAAUUGUCAUGAUUUCGGAGGCUGACAAGGAGACACAGGAACAGAAGACCCAAUUGCAGACAGUGGUUUUGUUCACAGCUGAAACAGAUCAGGCGGGUGAACAGGAGAUCACUUAUGCAGAUCCAACAUUCUGUAAAAGAGAAAUGAAAAAAAAGAGAUGUGCAGUGGAGACUGAUGUUGUUUAUGCAGGAGUCAUGAGAAGAUGAUACACUGGACACUGCAGUUACUCAUCACAUAAUGAGUAAAUCAUAACAUUUUUACUCACAUUUAACAUUCCACAGUUUGUUUUUUCUCUAUUUAAUACAUUGAGAUAAAAGCAUUUAUUAUAUGAUUCCCUGUUUUCCAUGAUGAUGGUCAAGCAACAAAGCGUGCAUAAAGAGAACAUAAAAUAUAAAAAGUUAUUUUCUUUUUUCCAGGUUUUUGUAUUGCUGUACCACUAUCAGAACAAAGUUGCAAAAUGAUAAAAAAUAUACGAUUUUUAUCAUAUUUAUUAGUCCUUUCUUUAAAUAAUGAUUUAGACUUUUAUUCAUUUUUCACUGUGCUGUUGAAGUAAGCUUAUAACAAUGUAUAAUCUGAACCGUUUUUAACUUCUGAAGACUUUUUGUUUUUCAACACACAUAAUGAGAACAGGAACUAACCAUCAUUAUUUCAUCAUGAAACAGAUGAACUUUACAGAUCUCAGCAUAUUCAUCAACAUAGAUUUAAUAAUGUUUUCAAAAAUUACAUGUUUAUCAGAAAUUACCAUUUAAAUACACAUUAUCUACUAAGUGCUUUUUUGUAAACAACUGUUUUAUGAUAACGUUUGUCGUUUGUUUGGAUAUAAGUGUAGUAUUGACCCUGAUGACUACAGUAUUCUGUACUAAGGUGUUGACAAUGUAAAAAUUGUAUAUUCAGUUUCUUCUCAAUUUUAAACAACAUUAAACUCAUGAUGUGAUGUACAGUGAU
Molecule: messenger RNA, 1788 nt
Organism: Triplophysa dalaica
Lineage: Eukaryota; Metazoa; Chordata; Actinopteri; Cypriniformes; Nemacheilidae
Product: SLAM family member 5-like
Exons: 7
Coding region: 60-1049 (329 amino acids)
Source: RefSeq, a predicted model, not a curated record